Molecule: messenger RNA, 904 nt
Organism: Syzygium oleosum
Lineage: Eukaryota; Viridiplantae; Streptophyta; Magnoliopsida; Myrtales; Myrtaceae
Product: protein SPIRAL1-like 1
Exons: 5
Coding region: 328-672 (114 amino acids)
Biological process (GO): cortical microtubule organization
Cellular component (GO): cortical microtubule, transverse to long axis
Source: RefSeq, a predicted model, not a curated record
UGAAAUCGGGAGUCGCUCGUUAUCUCCCUCGUGACGGGAGAGCCACUCUCGCACACAGAGUCGCAGCAGCUCGAUUCAAAAAAACAUGUGAGCUCCCUCUGCACUACAGCAGCAGGGGAUCUUUUUGAAUAAGAGGAGGAGGCAUUCUCUCGUUGCUGGGUCCCGUUCGCUUCGGAUCCGAGCUGCAGGACGCGAGGAAGCGAAGGAAGCUUCAUAUAUACGUGUGUCAGCCAUGAUGCUUUUUCGACUCGAGUUUUGUAUUGUAGACCUACCUAAUGGCUAUUUAAGGCUCUUGGUUUCAAGUAGGUAAAGUUAAAGUCACAAAAUAUGGGUCGUGGAGUUGGUGCUGGUGGGGGACAAAGUUCUCUGGGCUACCUUUUUGGCAGUGGAGAGGCUCGAAAACCCACUGAACAUAAUGGAGGAGCUCCAACCAAGGUACCUGACACUAGUAAAGGAACUUCUUCCAAGUCUACUGCUUCCGUGCCACCAGUAGAUGUCACUAAGCAGAUUCCAGCGGGCAUUCAGGGGAGCCAGGCAAACAACUAUUUCCGCGCUGAUGGUCCAAACAGCGGCAACUUCAUCACGGACCGGCCUUCAACUAAGGUCCACGCCGCCCCUGGUGGCGGAUCUUCCUUGGGCUACCUGUUUGGAGGUGGUGGCAAUGGAAAUUGAUGCGCCAGAUCCCCAAUGAUUUCUAAAUUACUUAGCAGGAAUUUCGCUUUAAGUUGGAUGAAUUUUGAAUAUCAUCACGUCUAGCCUUCAAGUAGAUGCUGCCUUAGUUAUGCAGCCAUGUAUUAUAUAGUUAUACUCAUUUUCUGGAUUUUACCCAGCUAAUCAUGACUUCUAGAACUUUAAUGCAUGAGUUGCCUCAUGCCCAACAAAGCAACUAAAUUCUCAGUUUGUC